AUGUCCCUUCGCACACUGACACGUUUUCUUGUGACUAUCCUAUUCCCUAUAGCAUCAUUUUGCACCAUAUAUCUGUAUCUUUACCCAAUAUUCCACAAUGGCUGCGCCUUUCCCGUAACCACCCGCUCCGGAGCAGGCGCAGCAGCAGCUCAACACUGGCCGUUCAGUUCACUAGUACAAGAUGAUGAGAAACAAAAGCAACCACCAAGGCAUCAUCUACGUGCCCCAUUCCGGCUCCUCGUGCUAGCAGACCCCCAACUGGAAGGCGACAGCUCGCUUCCGGACCCUGAGGAUGGAUUCCUCCGCCGCCUUGCGCGACACGGAGAGCGUGUCUUCGCGCCCAAUCAGAAAAAAUCACAUCGCAAGCAGGUCAUCAAGACAGCACUGAAGGGUCUAUUUUUCAGGGAUAUACCCGAGGUUCUGCAGGGAUGGCGUAAAAGGUUGGACCUGUUUGGCAACGACUACUAUCUCGCUCAUAUAUUUCGGACGCUUCAUUGGUGGACGGACCCAACGCAUGUCACGGUUUUGGGAGACCUGCUUGGGAGUCAAUGGGUGACAGAUGAGGAGUUUGAGGCUAGGGCGUGGAGGUACUGGAAUAGAGUGUUUGCUGGUGGGCGGCGGGUAGAAGAUGAGCUGAUAGACACCGCCCAGGGGUCCCCGGAUUCCCACAAUCUUCUUGGAAUGAAAGUCACAAUAGACCACGGUUGGAAGGACCGUGUCAUCAACAUCGCUGGAAAUCAUGAUAUUGGUUACGCCGGAGAUAUCUCAAAAGCACGGAUCGCACGCUUCGAAAGGCACUUUGGACGUGCAGAUUGGGAUAUACGAUUCAAUCUCCCAGGUUCAGAAGAGCAGAACAUCCCUACCAUUAAUCCUUCCUUGCACCUGAUUGUGCUAAACGAUCUCAUCCUCGACACACCAGGCUUCGACCCAGAUAUCCAAUCCGCAUCCUACAACCACCUAAAUUCAAUCAUAACUCAACGCUCCCAACCUGUAGAAGACAAAAGUUCAUUCACUCUUCUCCUCACCCACAUCCCUCUUUACAAACCGGAAGGGAACUGCAUCGAUGCUCCCUUCUUCGAUUUCCACCACUCCGACGAUUCAGCUGGCGCGUACAGAUCCGGCGGGCUGAAGGAGCAGAACCAUCUUAGCGAGCACGUCAGCCGAUCCGGAAUCCUAGAAGGCAUUUACGGAAUGAGUGCCAACCCGAAUGCAGCUGGGAACGGUAAAGGGAGGAAAGGAUUGAUUUUGACCGGGCAUGAUCAUGAGGGUUGCGACGUCUGGCACUAUCUGCCUGAGUCUGCCACUGACCCCACCACUAGCGGGCACCGAUCUGAUGAGGAGGUGAAGUUCGGAGGCUGGGAGAGCAUUCCGUGGCGCAAUUCCAAUAUCAGUGCCUCGCAUACUGGCAUUAGAGAAAUCACUCUCCGAAGCAUGAUGGGAGAGUUUGGUGGAAAUGCGGGGCUCUUGAGCCUUUGGUUUGAUUUUGAGACGGAGGAAUGGCAGUACGAGGUACGAAUGUGUCGCUUGGGUAUUCAGCAUUUCUGGUGGGGUGUUCAUGUGUUGGAUUGUAUCACGAUAUCCAUGGCGCUUUUGUGGUUGGUAGCCUCACAUUUGUGUGCUUCGCCAACAAGCGUUGAGGGUGACAAGGUCGCUCCCGAGAGAGCUGUAGAUGGCCAGGUGGUCACUGGGAAGAGGGAAUAG
Molecule: messenger RNA, 1701 nt
Organism: Endocarpon pusillum Z07020
Lineage: Eukaryota; Fungi; Ascomycota; Eurotiomycetes; Verrucariales; Verrucariaceae
Exons: 1
Coding region: 1-1701 (566 amino acids)
Biological process (GO): GPI anchor biosynthetic process
Cellular component (GO): endoplasmic reticulum
Source: RefSeq, a predicted model, not a curated record